Tilletiaria anomala UBC 951 is the source of this 673-nucleotide messenger RNA. RefSeq lists its product as uncharacterized. The record is from RefSeq and is a predicted model, not a curated record. The transcript is spliced from 4 exons. The annotation marks the transcript as partial. Lineage: Eukaryota; Fungi; Basidiomycota; Exobasidiomycetes; Georgefischeriales; Tilletiariaceae.
AUGUGCAGUGAGUACCAACUGACGAUCCGAGAACAGCCAAAACAUUCUCGCAUGUGCGGUAUUGGCGAAAAAGCCGAUAGGAGACCCAUCGACCCAGCUCCGAUUGUCCAGCUUCGAGUCAUUACGCAUGAACACGCGGCUUGGUACCUCGACAAUCCAUAUUAUUUCAUGUACGCCAUGCUGGCGGACAUCGAGACAGACGAAGAGUUGCAUCUUUUACCCGACGGAAAGACAAGGUACACGACUGGUAGCUGCGUCUCAUGCCUUUACCACCUGAAGGACAUCGACGGCAGUCACCAAGGCUUCUUUAUCUUUCCAGAUCUGAGCAUCCGCGUCGAAGGGAGGUACAAGCUCAAACUAUGUCUGUUUGAGACGAUAGGGCACGGUGUCUACCACUGCAAAUCCAUCUACACUGCUCCUUUCAAUGUCUAUACAGCCAAGCGGUUUCCGGGAAUGGAAGAAUCGACGAAGCUCUCACGCGCUUUCGCCGAUCAGGGUCUCAAAGUCCGAGUGCGGAAGAACCCACGCUUGCGUCGCUCGGCAGCCAAGAAAGGAAGCGACGACACGGAUGACAAGCCGGAUGAUCCCGUCGAGGGCCUAAAGAGACCAGCGAAAAGAAUCAGAAGCGAUGAUCACAGUGCAUCCGUCCCACUCAGCAUGUCAGCGCCUUCCG